AUGUUGAAUGUCAGAGUCUUACAAACACCAGCCGUAAUCAUUGAUAAUGGAUCCGGAUCUUGCAAAGCUGGGAUUUCUGGUGAGUCUGAACCAAAAUCCAUUGUCCCAUCUGUUGUUGGUCAUUUCAAAGAGAGGCCGGAGGAAAUUUAUAUUGGAGGUGGAGCCCUCUCCAAGAAAGGGGCCUUGCUGAGUUAUCCUGUUGAACGUGGGAUUAUUUCCUGUUGGGAUGAUAUGGAGAAGCUGCUAAGAUACAUCUACAAAUACGAACUUAAAGUGAAGCCCAGCACAAGGCCUGCCUUUCUUUCAGAGCCCCCCAGGAAUCCGCUGAAGAAUCGGGAAAAAAUCACCGAGCUCAUGUUUGAAAGCUUUAAAGUUCCGGCUUUGUACCUUGCGAUCCAAGCUACUCUAGCCUUGUAUACCUCGGCUCGUACCACCGGUUUGGUGCUGGACAGCGGAGACGGAGUAACCCAUGCCGUCCCAAUUUAUGACGGAUACUGCUUACCUCAUGGGGUAUCCAGACUCCCUGUGGCAGGGAGGGACGUGACGGACUACCUUGCCAAUCUCCUUUUGGAGAACAACCCUGCUUUAGUGAGCCGAGCCAGGAAAACGGUGCUGAGGCUCAUCAAAGAGAAUUUCUGCUACGUGGCUUUGGAUCCCAAACAAGAAGCUCAGAAGAAGGUGGAAGAGACUGUGAAGCUCCCCGAUGGAAAUACCAUCAAAGUCCAUCUGGAUCUCUGCCAAGCGCCAGAAAUCCUUUUUACGCCCAAGACCAUCGGUGUUGAGGCACCAGGCAUCCAUACCAUGAUCGUCAGGAGCAUCCGGAAGUGUGACAAGGACAUUUGGGCUCCCUUAUACGGGAAUGUGGUCCUCUCAGGGGGGUCUUCUCUUUUCUGGGGCUUGGACGAAAGAAUCUUUAAAGAGAUCGAGCACCACGUCCCAAACGGGGUUCCCAUACGAAUCAUAACACCUCCGGAAAGGUCCAGCGCGGCUUGGGUGGGCGCAUCUAUUAUUAGUAACUUGGUAUCUUUUCAACCAAUGUGGUUUACCCAGGAAGACUACAAAGAAUUUGGGGUGGCUGGGAUUCACCGGAAGUGUUUUUAG
Molecule: messenger RNA, 1101 nt
Organism: Protobothrops mucrosquamatus (brown spotted pit viper)
Lineage: Eukaryota; Metazoa; Chordata; Lepidosauria; Squamata; Viperidae
Product: actin-related protein T2-like
Exons: 1
Coding region: 1-1101 (366 amino acids)
Source: RefSeq, a predicted model, not a curated record